Messenger RNA from Hymenoscyphus albidus, 2479 nucleotides. The record is from the annotation of a GenBank genome assembly. Lineage: Eukaryota; Fungi; Ascomycota; Leotiomycetes; Helotiales; Helotiaceae.
CUCCGAAAAUCUAUCGUCAACUCAACAACGCGCAGCCAUUCCGACUGCAUCAACGAAUUCCAUCGCAUCGCAUCUUCGGUUACCGAAUUCCUAAAAUAUUGCGAUUCAACUCAUAUAAACCACUGCUGAACCCAUUUUGGGAUUCUGAGCUUUUUGGCGCAAAAGGCUACGACUUUCGAGAACUGAACACUUUUUGCGACAAUACAGAUUCCUUAACAUCACAACCCUUUCUAAAAUGGAGGAAGAUUCUUUAAACUUUGGCUCGGACGCCGCUGGUGCCACGCCUGGAAGCAAUUCUAUAUUGGCGCAGCCUCCACUGCAGGGAGAGACUGCUUCACCAUCCGUAGGAGGGGGACAAGCUGAAGGUAUUCAUUGAUUUUUCUCUUGUGCCAUUCGCUUCAUACUUACUGACCCUCUGUAGCUGCUGAUGUCACUAUGACUGAAGGAGACGCUGAUAAGCCAUCCACCGCUGCUAUCAAAAGUCAAAGCUCUGGAUCAACGCCUGCUGUGAUUUCUGACAAUCCUCUAGACGCACCAAAUGCACCUCCUCCCAAUGGAGAUGCCUCGAAAGACGAAGUAAUGGCAAAUGUCAAAGGGCAAGAGCAAGCUUUGGUUGGAUCGACAGAAGAGCAGGCUGAAAAAACAAAAUCUUCGAUCGAGACAACAGCUAGAGAGCAUCUCAUUGCCCAGACGCACUCCAUAGUUCUUCCUAGUUAUGCUACUUGGUUUGAUAUGCGCACUAUUAAUGUCAUUGAAAAGAAGGGAUUGCCAGAGUUCUUCAAUAGCCGAAAUCGAAGCAAGACCCCAGCUAUAUACAAAGAUUACCGCGAUUUCAUGAUCAACACAUACCGACUCAACCCUAUUGAAUAUUUGACUGUGACAGCAUGUAGGAGAAACCUUGCUGGGGAUGUGUGUGCCAUAAUGCGAGUUCACUCGUUUCUGGAACAAUGGGGUAUCAUCAAUUACCAGGUAAAUACUUGUCAUAGCUUCGUUUCGUCAACAAAUCCAAUUAACAUGCGUAUAGGUUGAUGCCGAGUCAAGACCAUCAAACGUCGGACCACCCUUCACUGGCCAUUUCAAGGUUAUUUGCGAUACUCCUCGUGGUUUACAGCCUUGGCAACCUUCUACAGAUGCGCACGUCAUCAAGGGAAAGGAAAAUGCAGAUACCUCAGCAAAGAAGGCUCUGUCGGCUACAGGUGCAAAGCCUGAGAUGAACUUGGAAAUCGGACGUAAUAUUUAUGAGCCAUCGGCAAAGGAGACCAAGCUUGGUGGCAAAUCGUCAGAAAAGCAAGCCAAUGGCGACGCUCCGGCGACAAAUGGGACUUCUGAUCCCCAGUCGACUCUCGAGGAUGCCAUCAAGCAACCAAUUUCAAAAAUCAACUGCUUUACCUGUGGAAUCGAUUGCACUCGUGUUUAUUAUCAUAACGCCCAUGAGAACUCUGCGGGUACUUCGGCCACUAGAUUUCCACACAACUUGUGUGCAAACUGCUUCACAGACGGAAGAAUACCGAUCAACCACCAAGCAAUACACUACGUCAAAAUUGAAAACCCAACAUACUCCGCUAUCCCUGAUCGUGAGGCUCCCUGGGAUGAUGGCGAGAUCCUUCGUCUUCUUGAGGCGUUAGAGCGGUAUGACGAGGAUUGGAAUGAGAUUGCAGCACAUGUUGGUACACGAAACAAGGAAGAGUGUGUGAUUCAAUUCUUGCAGCUUGAAAUUGUGGACAAGUUUAUCGACACAGAACCCUUGGCCAAAUCAACUGGAGUCAGCAUGCUGGGCUCACAAGAAGGACAUUUGCCAUUUAGUCAAGCCGACAAUCCAGUUAUGUCUGUCAUUGGUUUCCUUGCUGGUCUCACUGAGCCCAGUGUUACAGCAGCUGCAGCUGGUCAAAGCGUGGACGCCUUGAAGAAGAGUCUCCGCAACCAGUUAGAAAAUCCAAAAUCCGAGAAAGGCAAGGAGAAGGAAUCCUCGGAUUCAAUGGAAAUUGAUGUCCGACAGGAAACUACCACUACUACUACGACAACGACCAUCACGACGACAAUGAAUUCCCUGAGUGCUCUUGCCACUGUUCCGCUUGCUACAGUCGCUGCCCGAGCUGGUGGACUUGCCUCCCACGAAGAGCGAGAAAUGACUCGUCUCGUAUCUUCAGCUGUCAACUCAACAUUAAUGAAGAUGGACUUGAAGCUCAAGCAGUUUAAUGAAAUGGAGCAACUUCUUCAAGCCGAGCGUCGCGAGUUGGAGCGAGGUCGUCAAGCACUAUUCGCAGAUCGUUUGGCCUUCAGAAAGCGUGUGCACGCCGUGCAAGAGGGACUCAAAACUGCAGCUGCCACUGGCGGUAACGAGGGUAUCAUGAUGGCACAGAACGUCGUGAUGGGGACGGACCGAUUGACUUUCCAGGCGGGACAGGCACAGCCGGUGACGGGUAGUCUCCAACCACCAAGUGCAGACCCGGAGCGAAAAGUAAAGAGUUAUGAUGUUUAA